Petromyzon marinus (sea lamprey) is the source of this 6710-nucleotide messenger RNA. RefSeq names its product kinesin heavy chain-like. Gene Ontology annotation, molecular function: microtubule motor activity; microtubule binding; ATP binding. The record is from RefSeq and is a predicted model, not a curated record. Gene Ontology annotation, biological process: microtubule-based movement. NCBI's taxonomy places the organism in Eukaryota, Metazoa, Chordata, Hyperoartia, Petromyzontiformes, Petromyzontidae.
UUGCCAAGCUCCAUCCGCGUCGCCACUUUGCUUCUCCCCCCGGCCUCGCCCCUCAUCCGCCGCCGGGUCCGUGGUAGUUUCUCUCUCUCUCUCUCUGGCCCGUCAACUCAUUCACCUUCGCAACUAUUCAGACCCCCUCUCCCGCAACGCUUCAUUUAACUCACCGACCCGCUUGUUUUGGCGGUCAACUAAGCCAACGCCGGUGACUUCACUCCUCUUGAUUUGACUUCGGUGCGGCGGCGGCGGGGGCGGUGGUGGCGGCCUGCGGCGCUGGCUGCUGGCUGGCUGGCUGAGGCCUCCUCUGUAAGGCCUUGCGGGGGGUUGGGCCGCAACACGGGCCGGGUCCGAGUUAAACAUCAAGUCACCGUCAACAGCUAAGCAGCGGCAGCGUCGUCAUCAUCCUCGGCGGUGGCGGCAGUCGACGUUUAACGGCAGCCGCGUGCGAGCUACUUGUUGGAGGUGUUCGCGAAGUGGCAGGUUGUAAUUGAGGCAAAAGAGUCGAGAUGGCGGACCCCGCCGAGUGCAGCAUCAAGGUGAUGUGCCGCUUCCGCCCGCUCAGCGACGCCGAGCAGGGCCGAGGCGAUAAGUUUCUCCCCAAGUUCUCGGGGGAAGACAACGUGGUGAUGGGGGGGAAACCAUAUAUAUUUGAUCGAGUUUUUCCUACAAACACCACACAAGAGCAAGUAUACAAUUGUUGCGCAAGGCAGAUUGUCAAAGAUGUGCUUGAAGGCUACAAUGGCACCAUUUUUGCGUAUGGCCAGACUGCAUCUGGGAAAACGCAUACAAUGGAGGGCAAGCUGCACGAUUCGGAAUACAUGGGCAUCAUACCACGGAUAAUACAGGACAUUUUCAACUACAUUUACUCAAUGGAUGAGAACCUUGAAUUUCACAUCAAGGUUUCCUACUUUGAAAUCUACCUUGACAAAAUUAGGGACCUUUUGGAUAUCUCAAAGACCAACCUGGCUGUGCAUGAAGAUAAAAAUAAAGUGCCUUAUGUGAAGGGAUGCACAGAGAGAUUUGUGUCUAGCCCCGAUGAAGUGAUGGAUGUCAUUGAUGAAGGAAAGUCCAACAGACAUGUGGCUGUCACAAACAUGAACGAGCACAGCUCUCGGAGUCACAGCAUCUUCUUGAUCAACGUGAAGCAGGAGAACGUGGAGACAGAGCAGAAACUCAGCGGGAAGCUCUACCUUGUAGACUUGGCUGGCUCUGAGAAGGUGAGCAAGACUGGUGCAGAGGGAUCUGUGCUGGAUGAGGCGAAGAACAUUAACAAGUCUCUUUCGGCACUGGGCAAUGUCAUCUCCGCACUGGCCGAGGGCACUAAAAGCCAUGUGCCGUACCGAGACAGCAAAAUGACGCGCAUCCUUCAGGACUCGCUGGGUGGAAACUGUCGCACGACUAUCGUCAUCUGCUGCUCGCCUUCCUCCUACAAUGAGGCCGAAUCCAAGUCUACGCUCAUGUUCGGACAAAGAGCAAAGACGAUCAAGAACACAGUAACGGUGAACCUGGAGCUGACGGCAGAGGAGUGGCGCAAGAAGUAUGAGAAGGAGAAGGAGCGCAACAAGGGCCUUCGAAACACCGUACAGCGCCUGGAGCAGGAGCUCAACCGCUGGCGCAAUGCAGACCCUAACCAUAACUUAUGCUUCUCUAGCGAGACGGUGCCGGAUGACGAGCGCUUUGACAUGAAGGACCGCCGUAGCCUGGAGGCUCCGUCUUCCGAGAGCUUAGUCUCCCUUCCCUCUAUCGCCGCUUCCGUGUUGGACAGCAUUGCCUUGCCCAGCAGCAAGAUGUCUGCUGACGACAAAGUCAAGUACGACCAGGAGGUGGUCAAGCUCUACAAGCAGCUCGAUGACAAGGAUGAUGAGAUCAACCAACAGAGUCAGCUGGCAGAAAAGCUCAAGCAGCAGAUGCUGGAUCAGGAAGAGCUCCUGGCAUCAUCACGGCGGGAUUAUGAGUUUGUGCAGGAGGAAUUGUCACGGCUGCAGACUGAGAAUGAGGCAGCAAAGGAGGAGGUGAAGGAGGUGCUCCAAGCACUGGAGGAGCUUGCUGUCAACUAUGACCAGAAGUCUCAAGAAGCAGAGGACAAGACCAAGGAGAAUGAGACCAUAUCCGAAGAGCUGCAGCAGAAGACGACGUUUCUGUCGAACAAGGAAUCGGAGCUGCAGCGACUGCAGGAGGUGACGUCACAUCAAAAGCGUCGCGUGGCCGAGAUGUUGACGCUGCUCAUGAAAGACCUGGGGGAGAUGGGAACUGCCAUCGGCAACAAUGACAUUAAGCCCCUGGAGCUGAGUGGCAUGCCAGACGAGGAGUUCACUGUAGCUCGUCUCUACGUGAGCAAGCUCAAGUCCGAGGUAAAGACGCUGGUAAAGCGCACCAAAGUGCUGGAGAGCUCGCAGGGAGACACCAACAAGAAGAUGGAGGAGAACGAGCAUGAACUAUCCUCCUGUCAGCUGCUCAUCUCACAGCACGAGGCAAAGAUUAAGUCUCUGAGUGAGUACAUCCACAACAUGGAGCAGAAGAAGCGGCAACUGGAGGAGACGUUCGACAGUGUGAGCGAGGAGCUGGCAAAGUUGCGUGCACAGGAGAAAAUGCACGAAAUGAGUUUAGAGGACAAAGAGAAGGAACAUCUCGACAAGCUGCAAAAUGCCAAUGAAAUGCAGAAGGAGCUGGAGCAGCAGAUGUCUGUACACCGCGAGGCUCACCAGAAGCAGCUCUCACGCCUGCGGGAUGAGAUCGAUGACAAGCAGAAGGUCAUUGAUGAACUCAAAGACACCAACCAGCGCUACAUGUUGGAGCAGGAGCGCCUGGGUAAAGACUACGAUCGGCUCAAAGCUGACGAACAGGAGAAGAGCCGCAAGCUGCACGAACUCACGAUCAUGCACGACCGACGUGAGCAAGCCAAGCAGGACCUAAAAGGCCUGGAGGAGACAGUGGCCAAGGAACUGCAGACCUUGCACAACCUGCGGAAGCUGUUUGUUAUGGACCUUGCAACCAGGGUCAAGCGGAAUGCUGACAUUGAUGUGGAUGAUGCUGGGGGAAGUGCUGCACAGAAGCAGAAGAUCUCUUUUCUAGAAAACAACCUAGACCAACUCACCAAAGUGCACAAGCAGGCCACCUUCCACCCCCUGCCCGUUCCAUCCUCUGUUCCCCAGCUGGUGCGCGACAACGCCGAUCUGCGCUGCGAGCUGCCAAAGCUUGAGAAGCGCUUGCGCGCCACAGCGGAGCGCGUCAAGGCUCUCGAGACGGCGCUCAAGGAGGCCAAGGAGAAUGCCAUGAAGGAUCGCCGGCGCUACCAGAACGAGGUCGACCGCAUCAAGGAGGCCGUGCGCAACCGCAACAACGUCCGCCGUGGACACACCCCGCAGAUUGCCAAGCCAAUCCGCCCUGGGCAGCAGUCGGUGUCGUCUCCGACCCACCAGACAGCCAUCCGGGGAGGUGGAGGGCCUGCCUUUCCUAUUAAUCAGCCCGUGGGUAUCCGAGGAGGUGGACAGUCUUCUGCCCGUCAAGAGAAUGCAUAAUGUGUUCCCAAGGAAGUGCUACUGAAUAUUUGGGGCUUGAAAAGCUGUAUGCAUUGAGACUACACUACCAUUCCUCGGGAGUUUAGGGCAGAUGUGUUUUUCAACUCUGAAGUGUGCCUGUUUUUUUUGUUAUAGCGCGCCAAUUAUGUGCCCAAACUCAACAGGUAGAAUUUGGCUCAGUCCAGUUAAUCUUUGUAAAAUAGUCCCCCGGCUCUGUGUAGCCAAGAUACUUUCUUGUCAAUGAACUGAGUUUCUAGAUUUUUCAACGGUUCUCCUGUGCGUGGUUUAUUUUAAAAUUCUUUCAUUUGUAUAGAUUUUCCUCAUGUUUUCUUUUGGUUUGUGAAUGUGUGGAAGUUUGUGGAAACAUAUGAUGCUUCAAACUCACUUUUGGCCUCCCAAAAUGGCAUAUUUUGGGAUUGGCUAAGCUCACUGUUGCUGUAUAGCAUGCAGGCUGCAUUUUAAAGCACAUACAUACACUAUCGCCACUAUUAAUAAAACUCGUUUAAACGAUUAUAAUGUAAUACUUAAUUCUUAAUGUAUGUGUUAAUUCCCUCAGUUGUAAAGGUGCAAACUUGAAACGGGCCAUUUAAAAUAACUAAAGAAACAACAUCACUUAAUACAUGAUGGUUACUAUAUAAGCUAAAUAUAGUACAUUUAAUGUGUAUAUGCGUAUAUUUAUAAUUACAAACACGAAUGCUUUACAUUUUGUCAAUUAAAACAACAAAGUGCAACAAGAUCUGCUCUUUGGCGACCUGCAUUUAAAUCACUUUAAAUAAAUUCCUAACCAAUGGUUAUGUCUUUCAUACAAUAAUAAUUAAAAAUAACGGGUUUUUUUACCAUGCCGAGACAGGAAGAUAUAUCCACGUUUUGGUUGACUGGCUGUCUUGGGGAAAAUAUUGAGUUUUACAGAGAGGGUUUAUCUUGGUAGGAGAAGUUUUGGUCCUGGGUGGUUGGCGUCAGAUAAGACGACUGGGGUCCGAUGACUCUUCAGCAUUGAUUAUUUUUGGUAUGCAUUCAAGAAGGUCAUAUGCAGAGUGACUGAUUUGUAAUGUCUUCACUUUGGACAUCCUUGUCGCGAGCCAAAUGUGAUUGAUUAAACAGAAUUAGUAAUCCUUUUAAAGACUACAAAGCCUGCAUUGCAAGUAUACCCUGUCUUCUUACGUGCUUGCAUGGGGCUGUGGAAUGCUAAUUAUUGAAAAAAAAUCGGAUAAGUAUACUUACAUGGGUCAUGAUACCAGACACAUGUAUGACUGCAGCACGCGUUUAACACCCAUGAAAAGAUUGAUUAUUGGUUUACACGAAACCUCUGUUCUUUAAAGCCAUAAACUAUUCAGCUCGCGGAGGUCCAGUCUUGCAUUGAGAUCCCAAUGCUUCUAGUUUCUGAGCCUCAAUGAGUCUUGCCUCUGCAUUCAGUCACUUUCGUCUGCCAAGCCACAGUAACUUAUAGAAUACGUUUUAAUAAAAAUUCACCCCAGUGAGUACCAUUUGACACCACUCAACCUCGCCGAACAAAAUGAAGACUUUCUGCAAGCUUCAUUCCUGAAGAAGGCACAUGUCAAUAUUUUCCUGUGACGGUGUUAAAAUCUGUUAUUUUUAUUUAGUGUUAUAUGUAUAAGUUUACUGAAGAAGCAACGUCAACCUAUGUAUUCAUGCUCAUAUAUUGCUCUUGCUUCAGAUGCAGCCAUUGGCUGCUGGCCCAGAUGUGUAUCACUGAGCUUUAGCAUUUUUAUCACCCCAAAGAUAAUAGAAUGAACUAACUGGCACAUACGGGUGGCAUUUUAGCUUUCUCUACUCUGGUUCUCAAAACAUUAUUUGCACCCUUUUCUCAAUGAUAUAUGUUCAUGAAAACUUAUCAACAUACUCUUCGAGUGUGCGUUGUGUAAUUGACAUCUAAGUGGACAUUUAAUAAGCAUGGGAAAACUUGCAACGACACAAGGAAUGACACUUGAGAACUACUGAGUUGCAUAAAACCUCUUGUUAAUAUUUUGUAUAAAUAUGGGAAACGGUGUAAAUCUUCAUGAGUGAUGAUUAUUUCUAAUGCCUAACCUGUGCAGGUGCAAAGGUACUCAUUCUGCUGCCAAAUUUGGUUCAGUACUCAACACUCCACUCGCUCUCCUGAACAUGUAUGCACUGACAAUUUUACAAACCUAUUUGGGCUGGAAAUUGUUGAAGUUGGAUUGCACAUGGCUGCACUUGCCAAUGUAGCAGUUGUGUUCUAUUUUCCAUGACCCAAUUUCUAAAGCGACACCUGCAAGUCUUGGGAGUUGUUGCCCAUGGCCAGGCAUCGACGUAUGUGCUGAUAACUGUCUAUUAUCCACUUGGUGGCCCCCAGUCGUGUCCUCCAUCAGUUGAUUGGUCAAGAGCUGUGUGUGGAACAGGAUGAUUGUAGAUGACGGCUUAAGUGUGCCUGCAUUUUGGCAAGUUUAUAUUUCUGUAACCCAUCGUGGCUUAUGUUGAUUUACAGUAUGCGUUAUGAAGCAGCAAGGUGUGCCAAUAGCACUAGGUCUUAAUACACUUAUUUCAGAGCGAAACAUACCAUUUUGGCUUGUGCAUGUUUUUGUUUAUUAAGAUGCGUUUAACUUUACACUUUUUGGUUUGCUAAUUUAGUCACUGAAAUUCAAGCUACUCGUUAACAAUAAGUACUUUUCUGGCCAGUAGUGCCCAUUCAUGAUGUAACUGAUCCCAUCAGAAUGGUUUGCAGUGACUGAAGUCAAUGUCUCGUUCCCCAUGUUAAUGAGCUUGUGUACAUUUCAUUUGUUUAGUAUUUUUUGAGAUGAAGUAUAUAUGUUAAGAUUAAGAAAACAACUUUCGAAUCCGGUUAAAGGUUUCACUCUUGACAUGUCACGGGGUUUUCAUGUUGAUCAGUUAGCAAGACGAGGAUUGCACAGUCAUAGGCCACCUGGAAUAAUUGAGUCAUAGGCCACCUGGAAUAAUUGAAAACGUAUCGGGUGAGUGCACUCGCGCACUCUUCCCAGAGCAAGAUUGUGGGUCAAAACACUCCUGUGUAGCUGCAUAAUUGAAAAUCUGACAAUCCGUAUGCCUGCCAUAGAGAUCAUUACGAUGAUUUACAUUGUAUGGCCUGUUGGACGAUGCAUGUGCUCGGAAUGAAAGUGCUCUGAACAUGCCUCCAUGCGACUGCUGACAGCUGUAAACACUUGCGUUUCUGGAACUUGAAUAAAGGUGAUCGAUAUAUGA